This is a messenger RNA of Prunus armeniaca (apricot), 1485 nucleotides long. The record is from the annotation of a GenBank genome assembly. Lineage: Eukaryota; Viridiplantae; Streptophyta; Magnoliopsida; Rosales; Rosaceae.
AUGGAGAAACUGCUCCCUGCAAAGUGCUCUCAAGAACUCUGGUUUGGCGUUCUAAUCUCCUUUGCUUUGUGCUUUAUAUUGCUUUCCUUUGAUUAUUCAACCUUUUUUAGUGUCAACAAUCUUUUGGUCAACACACAACAAGUUGACCCAAUUGGUAUUUUGAAGAACCAAACCCUUUCAAUUACAGACCAGCCCAGCACAGAAUCAUGCUCUGGUCGUUUUGUUUAUAUGCAUGAUGAUCUUCCUGAAAAAUUCAACCAUGACUUGCUCAAGAACUGUAAAUAUCUUACUAGGGGGACUGAUAAGCCCAAUUUGUGUCCUUACUUUGAGAAUUUUGGUUUUGGUCCUGAAAUUGAGAACAAUGAAGGGGUUUUGGCCAAUGAGAGUUGGUUUUCCACAAACCAGUUCUUGUUGGAGUUCAUAUUCCACAACAAGAUGAAGCAUUAUGAGUGUUUGACAAAAAACUCCACUCUGGCUUUAGCCGUUUAUGUCCCAUUCUAUGCUGGCCUUGAUGCCAGCCUCCAUCUGUGGGAUUCUAACCUCACGGUCAGAGACUCUUCGGCAAAAGAGCUUGUCGAUUGGCUUUCGAGAAAACCCGAAUGGAAGAAAAUGUGGGGGAGAGACCAUUUCUUGGUUGCUGGGAGGAUUUCAUGGGAUUUCAGGAGGCAAACAGAUGAUGUUUCUGAUUGGGGUAGUAAACUGAGGUGGUUGCCUGAGUCUAUGAACAUGAGUAUGUUAUCAGUUGAAGGAAGCUCAUGGAAAAAUGACUAUGCUAUACCAUACCCUACAAAUUUUCAUCCUUCAAAGGACAUUGAAUUGGUUCAAUGGCAGGACAGAAUGAGAAAGCUAGAAAGGCCUUAUUUGUUCACUUUUGCUGGGGCACCAAGGCCUGACCAGCAGAGUUCGAUUCGGGGCAAAAUUAUAGAUCAGUGCCUAGCUUCAAGCACUUGUAAGUUAAUAGAUUGUAGUUCUGGUGGGAACAUUGAUUGUGACAACCCGGCUAGUGUAAUGAGGGUGUUUCAGAGCUCAGUUUAUUGCUUGCAGCCUGGAGGGGAUUCAUACACUAGGAGAUCAGCUUUUGAUUCUAUUUUGGCUGGUUGUAUACCCGUUUUUUUUCAUCCGGGUACCGCUUAUUCUCAAUACUUGUGGCAUUUGCCAAAGAAUCAUAGCAGCUACUCUGUGUUCAUUCCAGUGAGGGAGGCAAAAGAUGUGCCAGCCAGCAUUGAGGAAAUCUUGCUUGGCAUUUCAGAGGAUAAGGAAUUUGCCAUGAGAGAGGAGGUUAUAAGGUUAAUUCCAAACCUGGUUUAUGCAGAUCCCAGGUCAAGAUUAGAGACCGCAGACGCAUUCGAUUUAGCUGUGAAGGGAAUUCUUGAGAGGAUAGAGGAUGUUAGGGAGGUGAUUAGGGAGGGGAAGGAUCCUAGUAUUGGUUUUGCUGAUGAGGAUAGUUACAAGUACACAUUUCCUCAGACACAAGAACAAGCUUGA